AUGGCCACGGAAGAAAAUGGCGACGCCGAAAGUAGCACCAGAAGAAUCUCAGUUCGUUUCGUAACUAGGUUAUCCGACCCUUACAAAGUUCCUAACUCCGCCAUAGCCAUCCCUUCCGAUCUCACCAGAUUCGGCCUCUCCUCUCUCGUCAACGCUCUUCUCCAAUCUAUCCAUGAUGAUUACGAAUCGGAACCGUUUGAUUUUUUGAUUGAUGGCGAGUUUGUUCGUAUGUCGCUUGAGGAGUUUCUCCUUGCUAAGGGAAUCUCUGCGGAAAAAAUAUUGGAAAUUGAGUACACUAGGGUUGUAGCCCCACGAAAAGAAGAAGACCCUUCUUUACAUGAUGAUUGGGUUAGCGCUGUUGAUGGUUCUUCUUCCCGGUUUAUUUUGACAGGAUGUUAUGAUGGUUUUGGAAGGGUAUGGAAGGGUCCUGGAGUAUGUACACAUAUAUUGGAGGGACAUAGCGAUGGUGUCACUUCUGUUAGUGUUCUUAAUCCGGAAGGUGUGGAAACUGUAACUCUAGCUACUGCUUCUAAAGACCGAACAUUAAGGCUAUGGAAGAUCAAUACCGAUGAGGCUACCAACAAUCCUGUGAGGGUUAGGGCUUACAAAAUCUUGCGUGGUCACAAGUCUUCUGUUCAGAGUGUUGCAGCGCAGACUAAUGGAGAAAUGGUUUGUUCUGGUUCUUGGGAUUGCACUAUCAACCUAUGGCGAAUCAAUGACAAUAAUGCAGAAAAUGACCUAGUGUCCAAGAAGAGAAAAGUUGAAGGCCGGGUGGAGGACUCUCAAUUAGAGGGAGAAGCUUUUACAACCCUAGUUGGCCAUACACAGUGUGUGUCUUCUGUAAUUUGGCCACAAAGAGAGUCAAUUUAUUCGGCAUCUUGGGAUCAUUCUAUUAGGAAAUGGGAUGUUGAGACAGGCAAAAACUUGUCAGAUAUAUAUUGUGGUAAGGCUCUUAACUGCCUUGACAUUGGAGGGGAAGGUUCUGCACUCAUCGCUGCUGGUGGUUCUGACCCUAUCAUUAGGAUUUGGGAUCCUCGUAAGCCAGGCACUUCUGCUCCUAUUCUUCAGUUUGCUUCUCACAAAUCUUGGGUAACAGCUUGCAAAUGGCAUGAUAAGUCCCCGUUUCAUUUACUUUCUGCAUCUUAUGAUGGGAAAGUUAUGUUAUGGGAUCUGAGAACUGCGUGGUCUCUUUCAACUAUUGAAUCACACAGCGACAAGGUACUUUGUGCUGACUGGUGGAAAAGUGACACUGUUGUCAGUGGCGGAGCAGAUUCAAAACUUUGCAUUUCAUCAGAAAUUCCUGUCCAGUGA
Molecule: messenger RNA, 1311 nt
Organism: Lathyrus sativus (Indian pea)
Lineage: Eukaryota; Viridiplantae; Streptophyta; Magnoliopsida; Fabales; Fabaceae
Source: the annotation of a GenBank genome assembly